Dreissena polymorpha is the source of this 1117-nucleotide messenger RNA. RefSeq names its product protein glass-like. The record is from RefSeq and is a predicted model, not a curated record. Gene Ontology annotation, cellular component: nucleus. Lineage: Eukaryota; Metazoa; Mollusca; Bivalvia; Myida; Dreissenidae. Bases 270 to 743 code for a protein of 157 amino acids. The transcript has a single exon.
UCGUCAACAACUCGUGCAACCCGGCGCAGCAGUGGCAGACGGGCGCUCAGCACUUCGGCGUCUCUCAAGAGUACCAGCACGCGACACCCGAUGCCUCACUCCAGUCCCAGUAUAGCGGCUACCCGCAAGCUUACUAUCCUCAACACUUCUCGCCUGCGGCGGAUUUCCGCUCCGGCGUUCCGGAAAACAGGGCGUUGUAUUAUAAAGUAUCGGAACAAUUUAAAUCGGGCACAAGAUAUUUUCAAACAAAUCAAUUUAAGCGUGAUAAAAUGCUGGACGAGCGGUCAUACUACAUAGCGAACAGUCCAGAGAACACUAAACUGAACCUGUGCCGGAUCUGCGGCAAGUCGUACGCGAGGCCGAGCACUCUGAAGACCCACCUGCGCACGCACUCGGGAGAAAAACCAUACAAAUGUAACGCUUGUAGCAAGUCAUUCUCACAAGCGGCGAACCUUACCGCGCAUGCGCGAACCCACAGCGGCGAGAAGCCGUUCCACUGCCGGGUCUGCGACCGACACUUUUCCCAGAGUUCCUCGGUGACGACGCACAUGCGCACUCAUUCAGGGGAGCGCCCCUACCGAUGUCGGCUGUGCAAGAAGGCGUUCUCCGACAGCUCGACGCUCACCAAGCACCUUCGGAUCCACAGCGGCGAGAAGCCGUACCAGUGUAAGCUGUGUCUGCUGCGCUUCUCGCAGUCCGGAAACCUCAACAGACACAUGCGUGUUCACAACAGCACCGGCUAGUGGCUCGGAUGUGUGCACCAGCAACGGCUAGAGGCACAUCAUUGUACAUCAGCAACGGCUAGCGGCCCGGAUGUGCGCAUGUGAACACUAACAGCGGCUAGUGGCCAAGAUGUGCACACCAGCAACGGCUAGAGGCCCAAAUGUUCCCACCAGCAGCGGUUAGUGGCCCGGAUGUGCACACCAGCAACGGCUAGUGACCUGGAUAUGUACACUAGCACCGGCUAGUAGCCCGGAUGUUCGCAUCUAACUAAGCAAGCGACAAUGCACGACCUUCUGAUGUUUUAUGGCGUAGCGAAAUUAAUGGUGACAGUGAUUCAUUGUGAAGACCAGUAUUCAAUAUUGAGACUUCACACGUUAUUUAUCCAAACCUUAUA